Messenger RNA from Octopus sinensis (East Asian common octopus), 551 nucleotides. RefSeq lists its product as uncharacterized. NCBI's taxonomy places the organism in Eukaryota, Metazoa, Mollusca, Cephalopoda, Octopoda, Octopodidae. The transcript is spliced from 4 exons. The record is from RefSeq and is a predicted model, not a curated record. Bases 65 to 376 code for a protein of 103 amino acids.
GAGUCUUUAAUUGAAGAAACGUCAGAACACAGAGAAUAAUUUCAAUAGAAGGAACUGGUGAAUUAUGGCGGAACACAAAUUGCUUGUUUCUUUGAUUCUGACCAUUCUGAGUUUGGAUUUUGUCAUCUUGGUGGAAAGUCAGGCAGCAUGUAAGGAAUGCUUCAAUGGUAAAAAUGAUUGUUCAAAUGUGUACCCAUGUGGUAACCAUGCUCUCUGCUUCACCGACGGAACAUUAUACUGCAUUGAACCCAUCAUAGAUGUUUGUGCUGUACCAGAUGUGGAAACUGCCUGUCUACCCAGCUGCGAUUCAGGGUGGAUACCCCUAUUUAACACGACAUGUAAGGCUGGUGUGUGUUGUGUUAAGGUGCCAUCAUAAAUAGAAAAUACAAUAAAGUUGUGAGGAAGUCAAUGAAGAUUCUAAACUCCAGAAAGUAAAACUCUGAUUUUAAGUUGUAAACUCCUGAGAGUAAGGAUUUCAACCAGGAUUUUGUAAAACAACAAAAAUAAAUAUUUCUAAAAAUGUACAUGAAAAUAAAAGUUCAUCAAGAUUU